CACGCUCACUACAUACCUCGUCAACAGACCAUCCGAGCAGGACAUUCGACCCCAGCAAGGCAUCUUUGGUACAUUUUGGGUGGCUCCCUUGCUGCGUCCAUCUUGGUUGGGAUCACAUCCAACCUUCCUUGAUCUCAGUGCCUUCGGUCCUACUCUGAAACCUCCAAGAUCUCGAACGCGUCACUGAAAAACAGGUCGUGUUAUCUCGACUCGUCUGCACUUUCAUCCUCGUCACCACCCCGGCUAUACAUUACAGGGCCUCUCAUCGAAUCCUUUCGAUAGCUUGAUUAAUCUCCUUCCUAAAGACUUCCUUUGUUCCUCUCCGUCCUCAUCCUACCUGACGUCUGCAGCACCAUUAUCGUGAGAGUCCUCCCAUCCCAUCUCGGUUGCUUUUCACGACCUUGGACUUCCCGCUGAUACACCAUGACAGACAUCUACACUCGUUCGCCUCAACUCACAGCUCCCCUAAGAGUCAAACGCAAGUCAGUAGCUUCGGCAGAACUCAAAAAGCUCCAACGACGGACCCUCAGCGCCGAUAGUCGCCUACCUACUCUUUUCGCCACUCUGGCUUUACCCCCAACUCCUUGUUCCAUCAUGUCCACCGCCGGAUCUCCACCCAAGGAGGUCUCUCAGCUUCCGCCUGAUGAACAAACGACACCAGAGUCCCCAGAACGCGAUGUCGAAGCGUUGAUCCUGGAACUGCGUUCGUCUCUCUCGGCCUCUCAAACUCUCCUUCAUUCGCAGACUCAGCGUCUGACCAAGAUGGCCAACUUGGAGACUGAGCUCUCGGUGCUCAAAGAUCAACAUGCCUUCGUGACUGCCGCUAAGGAAGCAGUAGAGAAAGAUCUUCAGCAGGAGAAGAAACGACGUGAAGCGGCCGAGGAGACUGUCGAGAUGCUCCGUGGGCAAGUAGAGCAGGCGAGACGAGGAGUAGGGAUGCUCCAGAAGCAAGAGAAGGACAGGAAGAGAAUGUCUCAAAUUCCUCAUAUACCCGCUGGAGGAUUCGCAGCCAUGGAGGAAUCAUCUGAGGAAGCAGUGAUGGAGAAGGAGACUAGCAAAGCUUCAAAGAGGACCUCUUUCAUUGGAGCGAGGAAAACAUCUUCUAACUCUGAACCGGACAGUCACAGCAUUGCAGGUUCAUCACGUCCUACUCCAUUCACGUCUCCGAAUCCGGACAUGCCCAAAACGGGGGGGCUCAGGGAAUUGCGGCUCGGCUCUUUGGUUCAUCCCCCUUCCUCAUCUGGGGCAGCCGGAUCAAGUUUCUCAUCUUCGCCAAUCGGUACUCACUUUGAAGAAGUAUCCUAUCCCAUACCGCCGAUGGGACAUCGAACUCCAUCCAGCAGUACAGUUCUAUCCAACACUCAGCUCUCGCCGCCAAAGGCUGCCGGAGUCUCGGACGAAGAAGCCGCCUCCUUGCGCCUGGAACUUCGACGCGUCAAGAGUCAGUUGGCCGAAAGUGAGGAGAGCAGGAUCGCGAGCGAGGCGUGUCUCAAGGCUCUUCGAGAAUUUAUGGCGUCUGGUGGAGAAGGCGAAGCGCCCCCGAACGAGCUCUUGCGAGAAAUGAGAUUACCACCGUUACCGAGCGAUGUCGAACCGGGGAUGGAAGAAACCAACGUGAAGAAAUCAUCUGGAUCAGGAUGGGGCUUCAAACUCUGGCGAGGAGGUGCUCAAUCUAGUGGUGGUGGCGGCGGUCCAGCCUCAUCUCCCGCAUCGACCAUGGUCGAACCUCCCGGUAGUCCUGAGAGCGAAAAGAUGCUCCCAUCGGCCCAAUUCGCGAGUACACCAAAAAUAGGAACUUCAGGUUCCCCUUUACCUACUCCCGGGGAUUUACCUGUGGAAGGUGCUGUUCAGGCGGUACCUACUAGUCAGACUCCACUCGCCAGCUUUGUCAGUGGAUGGACAAAGGGAGUCGUCCCCGGAACACCAGUCGAUCGACCCUCGGCUCCGGGUCGGAAACUGACCAGUUUCUUCUCCCGUGGAAAUGCAAAGAAGGAUGAAACGGAGUCACCAGUUGUUCAAGACACUAUCGAAGGGGAAGCAUCCCAAGCUGAGGACGCCGAUGGAAAAGGUGCCGCAGCCGAGCUCGAGCCAAGUCCAGACAUUGUCGAUUUGACUGAGGGAGCAGAGGAUAAGAGAGCUAGCGGGACAACUGGCAGUGGGACAGAGGAUGUCAUUGGAACUCCGAAAGGCAGUCCCGAAGUGCAAACGUCAAAGCUGAGCCCAGACGUGAAGCAGGUAGAUGUGGAGUAAACCGCACUUUCGGUAGGAUGCAAUUCAAGCAGGAUGAUAUAGACUCAUGACUAUCCCCUCCUCACGGUUCUUAUUCACAUCUGUACCAUGCACAUCAUGACACA
This is a messenger RNA of Kockovaella imperatae, 2354 nucleotides long. RefSeq lists its product as hypothetical. The record is from RefSeq and is a predicted model, not a curated record. The transcript has a single exon. NCBI's taxonomy places the organism in Eukaryota, Fungi, Basidiomycota, Tremellomycetes, Tremellales, Cuniculitremaceae. The coding region runs from base 424 to 2250 and encodes 608 amino acids.